AAUUAUGAGAAUAACGCCAUUCAUGUGACCCAUAGGAAGGGCCUGAACCGCACCGAUAGGAUAGUUCUGGUGAACGCCUAUACGGACAUUGAGGGCAUCAAAGUGUUGGACAGAACUCGACAGAUAAACGGCACGAAUCGGUGUUUGGGCGCCAAAUGCACGCAUAUAUGCCUUCCCACAAAACUGGACUACCGGUGCGUUUGCUCGAAGAAUAGUAAUGUUUUCGCUGAUAUUUGCACGGAUGAGACGCCAACUUCGAGACCAGAGGUGACCACAACCACCACUACAACUGUGCCAUUGAUUGGGAAUACGGAUCCCAUUCAUAGUCAGAUCGUUGACCACAGUAUUCACUCAAAUAUGGCAAACAUAUCACACAAAUUGGAUACUUUAAUCAAUAAUACACUCUUCGGACCUGUUAUGGUACCGACUGAGUCCCAUAAUAACCACUGGAUUGCAGUGGCGUUGGUGUCCAUUGCUAUUAAUCUCAUUCUAAUCGCUGUUUUUAUUUACCGAAAGCGGAAAGUACCCUUUUCUGGCAACCUUUGGGCUAAAUUUCGAAAUGACCGGGAAGAAAUAUAUCUCAAUGAAACAUCCAAUGACCAUGAUGAAUUGUGAUUCAAUUGUGUAAUUAAGAUGUGAAUUAGUUUUUGUAUUUAUUUGUAUGUUUAUAUUUUAUAAUUGUUUCAAUUUUUAAAUUAAAAUACAUCAGGGAUUAAUAAUAAUUGACUACUAGCGAGUAAGCAUUUUCAUUAUUUAUCACAAUACUGUUUAAAAUAAUAUUAUUCAUAACAAAUAAAUAUACC
Molecule: messenger RNA, 803 nt
Organism: Oppiella nova
Lineage: Eukaryota; Metazoa; Arthropoda; Arachnida; Sarcoptiformes; Oppiidae
Source: the annotation of a GenBank genome assembly